Molecule: messenger RNA, 3912 nt
Organism: Microbotryum saponariae
Lineage: Eukaryota; Fungi; Basidiomycota; Microbotryomycetes; Microbotryales; Microbotryaceae
Source: the annotation of a GenBank genome assembly
AUGACGAAAUGGAACGACCUCGACGACGAUGACUGGCAGGACAUGCCCGUCAUUCACUCGACCGGCACAAGUCUGUCCCCCCUACGCCAUCGCGACGACUAUGACGACGACGUUCGUGCGCCCCAUCGCCGCAAUGCGCAGUGGAGCCAUCAUCGCAUCUCACCGACCACGGUCCAACGCCAUGACUCGUGGAUCGCACCAUCCUCGUCGUCGUCUGCUUCGGCGUCUUCUUCCCAUCAUACCAAUGGCGCAGGUCCGUCGGCUUCAGCUUCGACCGCGUCCAUGAUCGCAGGUGGCGCGGGAGGGGGCAACGCGACCGGUAAGCUCAUCGACGUCGACAGCGGCGGACAGGCGUGGAAGGAGAAGGAGCAACUCGACGAGAUGGACUACACCCGUCUCGAACUCGACGACGAUCCCGACGAGGAUGAAAUCUCGAUGCGCACCCAAUACCUCUUCAACCAGGAUAAAGGCAUGACACCUCUGUCGCAGAUGCAAACGACAAAGACCUUGCUCACCGAGGGGCAGAGGAUCGCUUACGUCGGGUUGUGUCGCCUCGUCGCGCGCGAGAUGGUACAGACCCUCGUGCUUGCUUCCAAGGGCGCACCCGAACUUGCACCUGCGAGGGAGAGUUGCAAGACCUGGUCCAACAAAAUUAUGGGAAGGCUGUAUCGCCACAUGGAGGUCGAUGGUGCUGGUCAGUCUGCCAACAAGCUAAAAAUUUGAGCCCUCAUUCCCUCGUACUUAUCCUGGUUCCGCACGGACAGAACAACGCAUGAUCGAACAACUUGCCGAACAUGGCGUGACCGCCGAGGAUCUCACGCCAUCCCUCAUGUCGACCUAUACCGUCACCAACCCUGAAUACGAUCCCGAGGCCGCUCAGGCCGAGGAGGAGAAACUCGAAGAGCAACGACGAGAGCACGAAGCGGAGCAAGAGGAGGAGCGAAAAAAGGCGCAGGAGGAAGAGACACGGCGGAAGAAAGAGGAAGAAGCGAGACGGAAAGCUCAAGAAGAGGAACAGGCCGAAGCUGAGCGGAUAGAGAUCGAAGCCGAGGCGACACGGCAGGAGCACCUCCGGGUCGAACGUGAAGGCAGAGUCGCGCGCGAGGUGGCCAAACUCGAACGACGGGCCAGUCUUGCUCGGAUGGAUCCGCUAGCGUUCGCUGAGGAGUUUGGAUCCCCUGCUUCCUCGCCCACACGCAUUUCGCGGUCGUCGUCGGCCCAUUCACUUCGAUCUCUUGGGUCUCCCAAAGGGUUCUCGCCUCGAUUUUCGCCUCCAGGCUCGCCAUCGAGUCGACAGAGAGCCCUUGACGGCGCCGAGGGUGAUAUUGGAGGAGCUUUGGACAGUCCGACGACACGGAGUCGUACGACAACAGCAGAUAGCGAAGUGAACGAUGCGCCUUCCACGUCGUCGCCACCCCCGCCGAAUCUGCCUUCACAAACCGUCGCCGCCGGUGCACCAGCUAUCGCCCUCGUUGCACCCGACGAAAACGAAGCCGUUCCGAUAGAGGAACCGUCCUCACCAUCACUCUCGAUGCAUCAACCCGACAACUUUCUGCAGCCGAUGCCAUCCUCCCUCCCCGGUGUGACGACCAAACUUUCGACCGCGGACAAGGAGAUCACCCUCGAUAUCCGGUGGACGAUCUUGUGCGACCUUUUCCUGUCCUUGAUUGCCGACUCGGUCUAUGAUGCGAGGUCACGCGUCCUUUUGUGCAUGAUCGCCGACAAGCUCGGGUUGGAAUGGAUCGACGUCGUUCGGUUCGAGCGUCGACUCACCGAGGCGCUUGAGAUUCAGGAGAACGUCAAGCAAAAGGAACAUCUCGAGGUGUUGGAGGAACGAAGGGUCAAGGGGCAGAACAAGCGAUACGUCAUGAUGGGAUUGGCGACGCUUGGUGGUGGACUCGUCAUUGGAUUGUCGGCCGGUCUACUUGCGCCAGUCAUUGGUGCCGGUCUAGGAGCAGCUUUAACGACGGUCGGAGUGUCCGGGACGACGGGCUUCCUCGCUGGCGCGGGUGGAGCAGCGAUCAUAUCCUCGGGUGCGACCUUGACGGGUGCGACGAUCGGAGGCAAAGCCAUGGCCAAACGUACUCGCCACGUCAAGACGUUCGAGUUCCUCCCUUUGCACAACAACAAGCGCGUCAACUUCCUUAUCACCAUCCCGGGCUUCAUGAAUGGUCCACUCGAUGACGUGCGCUUGCCGUUCAGUCCUCUUGAUCCGUUGAUGGGGGACGUGUUCUCCGUGUUAUGGGAACCGGAGAUGAUGGGGGAUACGGGGAAUGCGUUGAAAAUCUUGUCGACUGAGGUGCUGACUCAGGCGGGGCAGCAAGUCUUGGCCUUGACGGUGAUGACGGCUUUGAUGAGCGCGCUGCAGUGGCCCAUGAGUGAGUGAGCUGGGACCUAGCUCGAUCUAUGUGCGCUUGCAGCUGAUUAAGGAUACUUGGUCUUUUUGCAGUGCUCACCAAACUGAGUUAUCUCAUCGACAACCCUUGGUCGAACGCUCUCGAUCGCGCUCGCCAAGCCGGCGCUGUACUCGCCGACAUCCUCAUCAACCGACAACUCGGUGUGAGGCCCGUAUCCCUCGUCGGCUUCUCGCUCGGCGCGCGCGUCAUCUUUUACGCCCUCGUUGAACUAGCAAAGGCGAAUGCGUUCGGUGUCGUUCAGGAGGUGUAUCUUUUCGGUGCGACUGUGACGGCGUCGAUGAAGGUGUGGCGACAAGUUCGAGGAAUCGUCGCCGGUCGAUUCGUCAAUGCUUUCGCGAUGAACGAUUGGGUCCUCGGGUAUUUGUUCCGUGCCACCUCAGGAGGUUUGCAAACCGUCGCUGGAUUACGGCCGAUCGAACACGUUCCAGAUCUCGAAAAUGUUGAUAUUACCGACAUCCUCGUGGGGCACAUGAGUUACCGUACCUUGAUGCCGACUUUGCUCAAGUACGUCGGCUUCAAGGUCACCGCCGAUCACUUCGAUGAACCCGAAGAGAUGGAACCCGAUGCGCCCGAUCGCGAGGUCCUCACCGCCGCGGAAGAACAAGAGCGGCUUGAACGCAAAUCGCGAAAGAAGGUACUCGGGUUGUUCUCGAGGAGUAAGAAGUCGACACCGACGAAUUCGGCACCAAUGUCGAGAGCUCAGUCGAAGGAUGAAUAUGAUGAUACACCGCCGAGACUUUCGUCGUCGUCUUCGACUUCGGUUGAUCGCGCGUCGUCUGAUACGGGGGAUAUCGGUGUUGGAGACCUCAAGUCCAAGAGGGCGAAUCGGUCCUCUCUGUCCAUCUCCACCGUCGAUGAUAGCGAAUCAACGCACGAUGGGGACUCUCCUGCCCUUUCUGAACCUUUGACGAACGCCGCUCCCGCCGUUCCCGCCAUUCCCUCCGGCUUCGACCUCAACAAGAUCCGAGCCGAAGUCGCUCAACUACCCGCACGAUCCCCAUCAUCCCCUUCCUCCUCCUCUUCCACACCCUUCCCUCCGCACAGCCGAACUCGUACAACCGAGAGUGAACCCACGGACGUCCCUUCGCCCGCGAUCGAAAUCGCCCUCUCGCGUCCUCAAACCGAUCUAACGAAUCUCGAUACGACGUUGGAUCCUCGGGAAUUACUUCGCCGACAAUGGGCAGAUGAAUCGACGACGCCUUCUUCACUUGAUCGCGCUCCCCCAGCUGUUCUCGAAGAUCAAGGUUGGGGAUCACCUACCACACCGAUCGCUGGAACGACGAGUCUGGCACUUUCCGAACCGACUUUCACCUUCGCCAACGACCUUAAUGGUGAACUUAUGCCUCCAUGGACGAUGCAGACUCCCAAAACCGUUCCUACGAACGGGAGGGACGAGGAAGUCGUCGUCCCUGAUCCGGCGGGAACUCCUUUCGUUUGGGGUGGUACGACGGGGAGUAAUGCGAGUACGGUCAGCUUCAGGGAGAACCCAUGGUAG